This is a messenger RNA of Tachysurus fulvidraco (yellow catfish), 2305 nucleotides long. RefSeq names its product transmembrane protein 92. The record is from RefSeq and is a predicted model, not a curated record. Lineage: Eukaryota; Metazoa; Chordata; Actinopteri; Siluriformes; Bagridae. The transcript is spliced from 4 exons. Bases 491 to 883 code for a protein of 130 amino acids.
UGACACUUUUUAUUGAUUAUAUUUUGAAGCCUGAAGCAAUAAAAAGUGAACAGAUUUGCUCUCACAUGCAUUUAGCUACAUUAACAGAAUACAUGUUUCUUGAACCAGGAAGUGGUUUGAAGUAAAAACUCAGGUCUCGUGAGUUAAAAUUACAGCCGUGAUCAGAUAUAGAUAUCGCUUUGGACUUCCAGGACUUCUUAAACACUGGCGUUUCUGUUAACACCAAUAAAAUAGCACAAUAAACGUGGUCAUGUGAGACUCUCACUUAAAGAUCGACCUGCCCGCGUUUAUGAGUUGAUGACAAACCCUUCGUUCUCACCCCCGCAUGUUCCUCAUCUGUCUCAGACCGGGAAAGUUCAGCUCCGACCGAAGAGACGCAGCGCUUCGUUUCCGAUCGUAAACAAAAGCCUUCCAUCGUGCCACCGUCGUUAUCGGGAGAUCCACUGAAGGACAUUUCCACUGGAGAUCCACUGACCUGCUCUUCAGUAAGAUGGAUUCCUCGUUACCGCUGAUCUUUCGUGUUUUCCAGAUCAUCAUCCCUACGUUCGCUGUGCUGAUUCUCUGCACGGGUAUUUGUAGAUGUUUUGUGCAGAGUCAACGGCGGAGGCAGGAACGAAGACAGCUGGCAGUAGCAUCGGCUCGUGCUCAGGAACCUCCGCCGUCCGUCUACGUCAUCCCCUGUUCACCGCCUGAAGAAGAACGAAGUGGACCACAGCACUACAGACUGGCACAGCAAUACGCUCCUCCUCCUUACAGCGAGUUGGUGGUGAAACCCGACUUCCCUCACGAUCCUCCUCCGUCGUAUACAGAAUCCGUCAGUCCUGCGUUCAUCUCUUAUAACCCCGACCGGAUCGAUCCGUCCGCUCCGGCGCUGCCGCCGUAAGAGAAGAGAGCCAAGUGACGGACUCUGCAAUAGAAAGCUGCAACGCAACCUUCCAACACAACCAUGAACAAAUCAGGCAGAAUAAAAGCCAUAGCUGUUAUUUUUUUUAACCUGAAAUCCUGUAUAUAUUUAUAAUACAUGUAAAUAUAUGUUUUCAGUUUUGUAAAGAGCAGAAAACAUGUAAAUAAUUGCCUAUGAUGCGCAUUCUGUAGGUUUCAUCAUUUAAGUUAUUCGAGAGUUAAAGCACUUAGAAAUGAACGAGCACGAUUCUUAAGUAUUAAAUAAAUGAAUAUUAGAUGUUAAAAACUGAAGGAAAGAAAUUCAAGAAAAAUCGUUUAUUUGUAUUUACACCGUGAGAAUUAGAAAAGCCUCAACCGAAAUCUUCGUAGCGGAUUUUUGAUCACCUUUCACCCUGAAGUCGAGGUAGAACGUCACCUGCAGCACUUUUUGCUACAAUUCAAUACCACCUUCAAAUUGUAGGAGGCGGGUUUAGGGGGCGGGGCCAGAAUGUGUGAAUCCGCUUGUACAAGUUUUUGUACUUAUGUCUUUUACCCCAACCGAACAGCUUGGUGCAGAUGUUUUGGGGAGAUAGUUAUAGAGGGUAAAGUUCAGAGCUCCUGAGGUGACACACAGGUUAUUUUUAAUAAGACAUCGACUGAAGGAAUAUAUUGAGGACAAAGACUCAGAAUCGAUAUGUCAUGACCUCAAAAUAUUGUCUCAUAUUCUCACUACAUUAUCUCAUGGAGUCAAGAUUAUCUCACAAUAUCCUAGUAUUAGUAGAUAUAUUGUCUCAUUGCAGCAUCUCAUGGUCUCGAUUUAUCGUACGGUCUCUAUUUAUUAUCUCACAGUCUCAACGCUAUCUCAUGGUCUCCAUUUAUUAUCUUGUGGCAUUGAUAUAUUGUCUCAUGUCCUUACUAUGUCAUCUUGCGGACUCGCUAUGCUAUCACAAUGCUACGCAUUGUCUUGUGGGAUCAGUUUAUUUUCUAACGGUCUCAAUGUUAUGCUCUCAGUUUAUUAUCUCGUGACCUCACUAUGCUAUCUCAUGUUCUCACUACAUUCUCUCCUGGUGCCAAUACAUUAUCUUGUGGUCUCUAUGUUAUUUCAUGGCUUCAAUUUAUUUCAUGGCCUCACAACAUGAUCUCAUGACGUCCAUAUAUGAUUUUGAUGUCUUUAUAUAUUAUCUCAUUACAAUAAGACUCUUAUCUUGUGGCCUACUUAUGUAUUCUUAUAUCAAUAUCGCCCUUGCUAUAUUAUUCCAUUUGCUCGAUUUAUCAUCUUGUGACCUCAGUCUAUUAUUUUGUAUCUUCAAUAUGUCGCCUAAUGUUUUAUAUUACAUCACAGCAUUAAACGAUGAUAUACAAAUAAAUAAAUAAAUAAAUAAAUAAAUAAAUAAAUAAAUAAAGGCAUUAUAUUUAAACUGAA